AUGGCUCGUGUCGGCAUUCUCUGCUUAGCUGUUGCGAUAUUGCACUCCCUUCUACCUGUAGCAACCACGGCUGGUCGGGUUGCGCAAGAUGAUGAGCGCUAUAGCGUGCCACACCUUGAAAAUAAUGGACGCCAAGUGUCAAAAGCUCUCUUUGAGGAACUUGAGGAGCUCGCUAAAGUCGUCGAUAUAGCGUACUGUGUUGGGAACUGGGGCAUAACUAAACCGUUUAGCUGCCCCGGGCUCUGUGAGCAGUUCCCGCACUUUGAACUAGUAAAGACUUGGAACACCGGCCCUCUGCUUUCCGAUUCCUGCGGUUACGUCGCCCUUUCCCACCCUCCGUCGCCUAAGAGGAUAAUAGUUUCAUUUCGGGGAACAUAUUCUAUUGUAAAUGCGAUAGCAGACCUCUCCGUUGCACCACAGGUUUACAUGCCUUAUCCGAAUGGAACAGACCCCACUCACGCAAAAUGUCAUGACUGCACGGCACACGGUGGUUUCAUGCGUUCGUGGGAGAAUACGCGGCCGGAGAUAAUACCUGAGCUUAUAGAAACGAUGAAGAAAUAUCCAGAUUACCAGUUGGUUGUGACAGGCCACUCGCUUGGUGGUGCAGUAGCAGCCUUCGGAAGUCUUGAGUUUAAGCUGCGAGGCUGGAACCCUCAUGUAACCACAUUUGGUGAGCCCCGAAUAGGGAACCAGGCAUUGGCGGAUUAUUUUGAUAGGGUGUUUGGCCUUAACUCGACGGCUCCCUCGAGUGAAGGCCCCGCAUCUGACCUUCAUCUCCCGUAUCGCCGCAUAACCCAUAUUAAUGAUCCUGUUCCUCUCCUUCCGCCGCCUAACUUGGAUUAUCGGAUGCAUUCAGGUGAAAUUUUCAUCACCAAGAUCGAUGUUCCUCCAUCUAUUACCGAUCUACGUGUCUGCCACGGGCCUACUGACCCAACUUGCAUUAGUGAGCAGGAGAAAGAAUAUACCCGUAGGCUACGGGAUGCACUGCCGUGGUCAUCUUUUGACAGCGACCAGAGUCCACUUGAUUCCAAAAACCUAGACUCUGAGGUUGAUUCUGAGAUGAUUAAGCCUUGGGAGCUUUUCUUUGCCCACCGUGAUUAUUUCCAUAGGGUUGGCAUAUGUUUUCCAAACCUCUUUGGUUCCCCCGAUAAAAGCGAGAAGAAAACAUCCUGGUGGAAAUUCAAAUGGCUUAUUCCUGGCCAUGACAAUGCGUGA
Molecule: messenger RNA, 1215 nt
Organism: Nannizzia gypsea CBS 118893
Lineage: Eukaryota; Fungi; Ascomycota; Eurotiomycetes; Onygenales; Arthrodermataceae
Product: feruloyl esterase A
Exons: 2
Coding region: 1-1215 (404 amino acids)
Biological process (GO): lipid metabolic process
Source: RefSeq, a predicted model, not a curated record